UUUCAGUUUGUGAUUAUGUGAAUAAUUUCAGUUUUCCUACUUUACGUUCGGCACACAGGCACAUCUGUGGACACCUCCUUACCCAGAGUUUUAAUGUGACCUCUACUGCAGUUGAAAAUACUUGGGAGUGGAGGCAGAAUCCAUUGAUUUUUCUUGACAAUGUAGGGGUGUAUGAAAAGAUACGGUGACAAAUUGAAUGAGAAACCUCUUCUUUUUGUGUAUUAGAAUCGUAGGAAGCGCUUAUGUGCUCCUCGCCGCUUGAUUUCCGAGUCGGAGAGCUCAGUGUUGCCGGGGUAGAGUUCGUUUUAGCUGCACUGCAUCAACAUGGGUGUGAUCGGUGUGCAGCUUGUGGUUACCAUGGUAAUGGCCAGUGUAAUUCAGAAAAUCAUACCUCAUUAUUCCUUGGCAAGAUGGCUACUCUGCAGUGGCAGUUUGCGGUGGUACCAGCACCCUACGGAAGAUGAGUUGAGGAGCUUAGCUGGGAAACAAAAAGGACAGAAAAGGAAAGACAGGAAGUACAAUGGUCACAUAGACAGUAAGCCCCUAACAGUCCCCAAGGACAUAGACUUACAGCUGGAGACGAAAUGCAUCACAGAAGUGGACACAUUAGCUUUGCACUACUUCCCAGAGUUCCAGUGGCUUGUGGAUUUCACAGUAGCAGCAACUGUGGUUUAUCUGAUAACAGAGCUGUACUACAGUGUGGCUCAGCCCUCGGGAGAGAUGAACAUCAGUGUGGUCUGGUGCCUACUAGUACUCGCCUUUGUUGUUAAGACGCUUUUUUCUCUAACUGCCCAUUACUUCAAGCUGGAAGAAAGCGGCGAGCGCUCACUCUGCAUUACUUUUGCUUUCUUCUUUUUUGUUAAAGCCAUGGCCAUUCUUAUUGUCACUGAAAACUACUUGGAGUUUGGUCUGGAGACAGGUUUUGAAAACUUUUCUGACAGCGCUCAACAGUUUCUGGAGCACCAAGGCCUCGACUCCCAGGGUCCCAUAUCUAAGCUCACCUUCAAGUUGAUCCUGGCACUGCUUUGCUCUCUGAUCGGAGCGUUUCUAACUUUCCCUGGUCUACGGUUGGCCCAAAUGCACCUAGAUGCACUCAACCUAACUACAACCAAAUUUACACAGACUCUGCUUCAUAUCAACUUCCUGUCCCCUCUCAUCAUGGUCCUGCUGUGGGUGAAGCCUAUUACCAAGGAUUACAUAAUGAACCCCACUCUGGGAAAGGAGAGUGUGCCUUUGAUGACUGAACAGACGUAUGAUACUUUGCGGUUAUGGGCGAUCGUACUGAUGUGUGUGCUGCGGCUUGCUAUGAUGAGACAUCACUUGCAGGCUUACCUCAACUUGGCCCAGAAGGGUGUGGAUCAGAUGAAGAAGGAAGCUGGACGGAUAAGUACUGUGGACCUGCAGAAGAUGGUUGCACGUGUUUUUUACUAUUUGUGUGUUAUUGCACUACAAUAUGUGGCACCCCUGGUGAUGUUGCUACACACAACCUUGCUGCUAAAAACCUUAGGUGGUCACUCCUGGUGGGUUUAUCAUGAAGAAGACCUGCCUUGCACCCAUGAAAUGAACUCGGACUCUAUAAUGGGUGAAGCACCAACAGCAGCUACGGUGAUAGAAACAGGAGCCCGAGCAUCAGUAGCUCAGCUCUCAGUGGCCCUGGGAGGCCUGCGGACUGUUUUCAGCCCCUUGCUUUUCCGGGGCCUCUUCUCCUUCUUCACUUGGUGGAUUGCUGCCUGCCUUUUCUCCACCUCCCUAUUUGGCCUCUUCUACCAUCAGUAUCUCAUGGCGGCAUAGCAUCACCAGGCCAACCCCCCCCCUCCAGCUGCACACACACACACAACCGCAGUGCAACUAAUGUGUACAGCCUGAUCAAAAAGGACUGAGUGGGGGGGGGGGCAAAUGGAGGCC
Messenger RNA from Haplochromis burtoni (Burton's mouthbrooder), 1905 nucleotides. RefSeq names its product transmembrane protein 161B (gene tmem161b). The transcript is spliced from 12 exons. The record is from RefSeq and is a predicted model, not a curated record. The coding region runs from base 325 to 1791 and encodes 488 amino acids. NCBI's taxonomy places the organism in Eukaryota, Metazoa, Chordata, Actinopteri, Cichliformes, Cichlidae.